UAAGUAGUAUGGAAAAAUGUAAGGGAUAUCAGAAAAAAAGGAGGAGACCAAGGUGGAUCUUUUGGCUUGAUCUUACCUUCCAUCUGGUUCAUCCAUCAACGGGCUGCCUUCAGUUCAAAGGUGGUAAAGAAAUAAUACACAUUAUCAAAGCCGCAAAGAUAUCUAAUAAGCGUCCCAAAUCUCAUUCCUCUGCCCUUUUCUCUUCCAACAUGGCUUCAAGUACAGCAUAUCGGUGCAAGAAGCCGCCCUUGUGAUGUCCUACAGUUCCGUCUGAGUGAUGGCAGUUACAAGUUAUACAAAGCUGCACCGAAUAAGAUCAAAACGCCCAGUGCAAAGCCCACGCCUUUGGUCUAUCAACUUCCAGUCGAAAUACUGCACUUGAUACUUCUCAAUCUCGACAUACGCAGCAUAGGGACGCUGCGUCAAGUGGACACGCGAGGAAGACAGUGGAAUCACUACCGGCGUACUCCUUAUGGAAGGCCCAUGCCUCACACACGCUCUGUAUCAUCGACGCGGUCAAAUGCUCUGCAUAUUUCUCUAUAAAAUGGCUUUUUGCAGAGUUCUGCCAUCCAUGGUGCCG
This is a messenger RNA of Aspergillus pseudotamarii, 580 nucleotides long. RefSeq lists its product as uncharacterized. The coding region runs from base 9 to 254 and encodes 81 amino acids. Lineage: Eukaryota; Fungi; Ascomycota; Eurotiomycetes; Eurotiales; Aspergillaceae. The transcript has a single exon. The record is from RefSeq and is a predicted model, not a curated record.